Messenger RNA from Ilyonectria robusta, 1640 nucleotides. RefSeq names its product major facilitator superfamily domain-containing protein. The transcript is spliced from 3 exons. The coding region runs from base 1 to 1533 and encodes 510 amino acids. The record is from RefSeq and is a predicted model, not a curated record. Gene Ontology annotation, molecular function: transmembrane transporter activity. NCBI's taxonomy places the organism in Eukaryota, Fungi, Ascomycota, Sordariomycetes, Hypocreales, Nectriaceae. Gene Ontology annotation, biological process: transmembrane transport.
AUGGACGAAAAGCCCUCGAUAUCUCCGGUCCAGCCGGAACGCCGACCCUUGCACCAAAGUACAUCAUCAUCUCCAACGCUGAGAGAAGUGCCACACGCCCACGACAUCGAGAAGAAUACAGGGCCGAAGUUGCUUUCGACGGGCCAGCUCUCUGGUGCAGAUGAAUCCGGCGAGAUCGACUGGGCCGGCCCCGACGACCCCAAGCUGCCCAUCAACUGGUCGCAGUCAAGAAAAUGGCGAAAUGUCAUGAUAGUCUCGACAUUGACCUUUCUUACGCCGUUUGCGUCUUCAAUGUUCGCGCCGGCGAUCGAUCAGGUGAUGGAGGAGAUGAAAACUUCUAACCGCGAUGUCGGUUCGUUCGGCGUUUCGAUUUACCUCCUUGGCUAUGCGUUUGGGCCCCUCCUGCUUGGGCCCUGCAGUGAGCUAUAUGGGCGCCUGAUAGUCUAUCAUGUCUGUACCGUCUUGUUUCUCAUCCUCAACGUGGCCUGCGCGCUCGCCGUCAAUAUGCCGAUGCUCAUCAUCUUCCGCUUCUUGACCGGCCUUGUCGGUGCAUGUCCUUUGACCAUCGGGCCCGGUACCGUCUCGGAUUGCUUUCGGCAGGAAGAACGCGGCCGUGCUAUGGCCGUCUGGACGAUGCCAGUUCUCCUCGGGCCAUGUCUAGGACCUGCAAUUGGAGCCUAUGUCUCCCGAGCACUGGGCUGGAGGUGGACCUUUGGCUUCUCAUCAUUAUGGUAUGUUAUAAGCCUUCGAGAGACACACCCUCCCACGCUUCUCAAGCAAAAGGCCAAGGCGUUGAGAAAGUCAACAGGAGAUGCUAGUAUCCGAGCUGCUUCCCAGGCCACCAUGUCUCGGGGACAACUAUUUUCGACAAGCAUCACCCGACCUAUCAAGAUGCUUUUCCGCUCUCCAGUCAUCUUUGGGUUGUCUCUCCUCACCGCUGUCGCCUACGGCACGUUAUAUCUCCUGUUCACUACCGUGACGGAGGUGUUUUCGACGCGCUACGGUAUUGUCACGAAUGUUGGCCUCGUUUAUCUUGGCUUCGGCUGCGGCCAGUUUGUUGGAUUAUUUGUCUUGGGUUUGAUCUCGGACCGAAUCGUCAAGAAGGCAGCCAAAGGCGGUGAGAUGAAGCCAGAAUACCGUCUGCCCCCUAUGAUUCCCGGUGGAGCGAUGAUCCCAAUCGGCUUACUUAUAUACGGAUGGACGGCUCAGUACAAGGUGUUCUGGUUCGUGCCUAUAAUUGGCACAUUCUUGAUAGGUAUCGGGAUGAUCACGGUGUUCACGCCUGUUGGAACGUAUCUGAUCGAUGCGUUUCCAACGUAUGCUGCCAGCGCUACAGCAGCCAACACUGUCUUCCGGAGCAUUGGUGGUGCACUUCUCCCACUGGCUGGGCCUCGGAUGUAUGAUCGUCUUGGUCUAGGGUGGGGAAAUACUCUUCUGGCCGGAAUGUCCCUCUUCAUGAUGGGCAUGAUCGUCAUGUCAUUGAAGUACGGGGAACAGCUGAGGACGCAUCCAAGAUAUCAGCUUAAGCUGUGAGGGCAAUCGAACGCGAGCGCUGUGAACCCUCGGUGGCGGAGCCCAGAGCUCAGGGGUCAGCCAAGAUGUUCAGAUGGGUAUAAGCAAACUGCUCAGUGGUGGAUAGU